AGGGAAAUGAACAUGGGCCACCAAAACCACAGCAAAAGCUACUUUCUGUGAACAGGCUGGAUGAAUAAUGACAACAAUGAAAGAGACCAAAACACACCACCCACCGUAAGCAAAUCCAGUCUAGAACUACACUAUGAGGAUGAAGAGAGUGAAAGACAAGGGAAAUAUUCAGAUACCAGCAGCCUCCUCUCUGAUGACUCAGUCUACCCAGUGUAUGAACUCACUCUAUUUGACAGUGACGACAACCUAAAGUUCACAUUGUACUGGUGCUGCGUCAAGAACAAUGCAAAGCUAUUGCAGGAUAAACUUGACAGGGGGGUGACCAGGGAAGAAGUCAUGGAACUGGACAUCAAUGGACAGAAUGGCCUCUUGGUUGCGUGUUUCCAGGGUUUCAUAGAUAUUGUCGUUCUUCUCAGUAAAUGCUCCUACCUAGAUGUCAAUCAUCAGGAUAAUGAUGGAAACACAGCACUUAUGGUGGCAGCUCAAGCAGGACACAUUACUAUUCUGAACUAUCUUCUGAAUUAUUACCCAGGCCUAGAAAUUGAGAAGCAGGAUUACAGAGGCCUGACUGCCCUUAUGAAGGCUGCAAUACAAGGGAAGAACGACUGCGUUGCAGCCUUGCUCAUGGCAGGAGCUGACCUAGGAGCUGUGGACCACGUGAAAGGAAAGACAGCACUGGAAUGGGCAGCCAUGACUGGAUGCUUUGAAACUAUCAUGCGGAUCAGAAUCCUUUUGCAACGCCCAUGUGCUCAGCAAUUCUCUAAUAAGUACUUGCCAGAGUGGCCCCGUCUGCCUGAACUGGUGGCUGAAGCAAUGGCUACAAAAUCCAGAGCCAGGUGUCUCUCUGAUCACAUUUGCUCUAUGUUUACAAUCUGUUGUCCACGUGACCCUGAGACAGAUGGUGUGAUGGAUCACAUGGUGCGCAUGACCACUUCCUUGGCCAGCCCAUUUGUGGCCACUGCUUGCCAAACUCUCUGUCCUGGCAGCCCACCAGAAAUAGGCAAGCAGAGACGCUCAGUGCCAGAAAUUCUCAACAAAUAUGCACCUGAUCCUGAUGCCGAAUCAAUAGCUAGUAGAUCAUGCUGCAGUGGCCAGUUCAGGACCCAAACCCUGGUCCCCUAUCAAUCCCCCAGUACCAUUGUGAAGUUUCUAUCCCUUCCUUUGCGAUGCAACAGCAUCUUCCCCAGAGGGAUUCCAAAAAUUAAGCUCACCAAGUCUUCUGCCCAGUUGACUCCUGAAGACAAUGUGCCACCUGAGUCCACAAACAAGAAAGCACUGCAGUUGCCUAAGUGGCGAUACAGGGAACUCAAAGAAGAGAAGAAGAAGGCUGAGGAAGCAGCCGGGCUCAAGAGGAAGCUCAACUAG
This is a messenger RNA of Candoia aspera, 1365 nucleotides long. It is a transcript of the gene ANKRD33, whose product is annotated as ankyrin repeat domain 33. The record is from RefSeq and is a predicted model, not a curated record. The transcript has 4 exons. NCBI's taxonomy places the organism in Eukaryota, Metazoa, Chordata, Lepidosauria, Squamata, Candoiidae. The coding region runs from base 61 to 1365 and encodes 434 amino acids. Gene Ontology annotation, molecular function: protein binding.